Messenger RNA from Catharus ustulatus (Swainson's thrush), 2406 nucleotides. Its product is annotated as integrator complex subunit 14. Gene Ontology annotation, biological process: snRNA 3'-end processing. Bases 267 to 1823 code for a protein of 518 amino acids. The transcript has 12 exons. The record is from RefSeq and is a predicted model, not a curated record. Lineage: Eukaryota; Metazoa; Chordata; Aves; Passeriformes; Turdidae. Gene Ontology annotation, cellular component: integrator complex.
CGCUCCGUGCCCGCCGCCGCCGCCCGGCCCGGGCCGCUCUGGGGACAGCCCCGCUGAGGGCGAAGACUUGUAGGGAGGGCUGGAUCCCUGCCCGACCGCCCUCGGAGCGCCCUUUCCCCAGCGAGGCGCAGUUCGUGCCGUCUCCAGGCCUUGCUGGAAAUGCUGUGUGGGGUUCAGCGUGCAUUCACUGAAUCCGUGCUCAGUCCCUCGUUUUGAGGGGGAAAAGGGUGAUCCCGGCCCACCCCGUCCGUGAGGAGCAGCUCGCCAUGCCCACGGUGGUGGUGGUGGACGUGUCGCUGUCCAUGACGCGGCCGGUGUCGGUGGAGGGCUCCGAGGAGUACCAGCGCAAGCACCUGGCUGCCCACGGGCUCACCAUGCUCUUCGAGCACAUGGCCACCAACUACAAGCUGGAGUUCACGGCCUUGGUGGUGUUUUCAUCCCUCUGGGAGCUGAUGGUGCCCUUCACGAGAGACUACAACACACUCCAGGAAGCCCUGAGUAACAUGGAUGAUUAUGACAAAACCUGUUUGGAGUCGGCGCUGCUGGGGGUUUGCAAUAUUGUCCAGCAGGAAUGGGGGGCAGCAAUUCCUUGCCAGGUUGUCCUGGUCACCGACGGCUGCCUGGGCAUCGGCAGAGGCUCCCUGCGCCACUCCCUGGCCACGCACAGCCAGCGCAGCGAAAGCAACAGGUUCCCCCUGCCCUUCCCGUUCCCGUCCAAGCUCUAUGUCAUGUGCAUGGCCAACCUGGAAGAGCUUCAAAGCACAGAUUCCUUAGACUGCCUGGAACGACUCAUUGAUUUAAACAAUGGGGAAGGGCAGAUUUUCACCAUUGAUGGCCCCCUGUGCCUGAAGAAUGUGCAGUCCAUGUUUGGAAAGCUAAUAGACCUGGCUUAUACACCAUUCCAUGCUGUCCUCAAGUGUGGCCACUUAACAUCUGAUGUGCAAGUGUUUCCCAGACCAGAGCCUUUCAUUAUAGAUGAGGAAAUAGACCCCAUUCCUAAAGCAAUUAAUACAGAUCUAGAAAUUGUUGGGUUUGUAGAUAUUGCUGACAUUUCCAGCCCUCCUGUCUUGUCCAGACAUUUGGUACUGCCCAUUGCACUUAACAGAGAGGGGGAUGAGGUGGGACCUGGGAUCACAGAUGACACUGAAGAUGAGAAUUCAGCUAAUCAGAUUGCUGGGAAAAUCCCCAACUUCUGUGUUUUAUUACAUGGCAGCCUGAAGGUGGAAGGCAUGGUGGCUCUCGUCCAGUUGGGGCCAGAGUGGUAUGGAAUGCUUUAUUCACAAGCUGAUAGCAAGAAGAAGUCAAACCUCAUGAUGUCACUCUUUGAACCUGGUCCUGAGCCCCUCCCAUGGCUGGGGAAGAUGGCACAGCUUGGCCCCAUUUCAGAUGCAAAAGAAAAUCCUUAUGGGGAGGAUGACAAUAAGAGCCCUUUCCCUUUGCAGCCCAAGAACAAGCGCAGCUAUGCUCAGAAUGUCACUGUCUGGAUCAAACCCAGUGGCCUCCAGACAGAUGUACAGAAGAUCUUGAGAAAUGCAAGGAAACUUCCUGAAAAAACACAGACCUUCUAUAAAGAGCUGAACCGUUUGCGAAAGGCAGCUCUGGCCUUUGGCUUCCUGGAGCUGCUGAAGGGCGUGGCAGACAUGCUGGAGAGGGAGUGCACCCUGCUCCCCGACACCGCCCACCCCGACGCCGCCUUCCAGCUCACACACGCAGCCCAGCAGCUCAAAGUGGCGAGUACGGGAGCCUCGGAGUACGCUGCCUACGAGCACAACAUUGCUCCUCUGCAGACUGACUUUUCUGGUAGCAGCACCGAGAGAAUGUGAAGUCUCCGUUUUGGGAGCUUCUCUAGAUUAAGGCUGGAGUGGUUCAAAAUUUAUUGUUUACUUUUUAGGGCCUGUUCAAUUGCUGUUUGAAGAACUUCCUGUCCAAAUGGGGAAGUUUUGCAUCAGUGCUCUCUAAACAAACAUAGCUCGUUUGUGGUGGCUUUUAGUCAGACCUGGAAACUGUGGAAAGUGUCCCAGACCCAGUGAUGGUGUUGGAUGAUUGGUGGAAGUUAUUUGGUACAUGUGAGGAGAGAAAAAAAUGGCAUUGGAGGCACUUCUUGGGUUUUGGCCUUCCCAGAAUGCAGUUAUUACAUAACUGAACUGGUGAAAGUAUCCUAAAAGGCAGCUACUACACUUUAAACAUCAACUUGAUUAGUCCAAAGAAAGGUGUGAGAAGCACCCUGCAAGAUCAGAUGGAGCUGAUUUUGGGGUGUUGGCCCUGACUUUAUGUCCAACUGGACAGACAGUCUGUACUGAGCAUUAUCACUUGCACUGCAGUGCUUCUGAAAGUAACUUGAUCUUGGGACAAAUGGUUUUUUAUUUGCAUAAUACAAAUAAAGAGUAAUUCUUCAUGAAAAUUUAA